Paraglomus occultum is the source of this 2526-nucleotide messenger RNA. Lineage: Eukaryota; Fungi; Glomeromycota; Glomeromycetes; Paraglomerales; Paraglomeraceae. The record is from the annotation of a GenBank genome assembly.
AUGUCGAGCAAAUCUGAUUCGCCGUCGGACUUAUGCAUCGCAUCGGAAGAGUCUUCGGAAGACGAACUCUUGCCAUUUACCCAAGAGGAUUAUGAAGAGUAUAGCGUGUACGAACCUGUGCGAGCGUUUACGCAUUGGUACAAUAGAAACAAGGGGUUUGAAGAUAAGAGUUCAAAGGAUAAUAAUGUCGUCGGAACUCUACUGAAACAACUUGAAGAAAAACGACUCGAACUCGAAACAAAGCAAAAACAAUCCAAACCACCUCCGGAGCCAAUCGGCCCUUCUCACGCAUCCGAGCCUUCAAUUAAACCAUCUUCUGUUUGCCAACAACUCACAAUUCCAUCUUCUUCCUUGUCCCGCGAAGAACAUCUGAAAUUUCUUCAAUUAAACACAAUUGCCGCCUCAAAUCCUCAGCUGCUCGGUGAUAACGAUCGAAAAAAUUUUCAUUAUUUGCGGGAGCGAGUGCAGGAAGAAAAAAAUGCAUAUAUGAAGUGGUUAUAUGAUAGAGCAAAAGAACGAUUCCAACAUUUAGAUAAGAAAGUGGAUGAGGCCGUUGAGGGCUAUCUGACCAUUGAGCGAGAACGUAUUAUCAAGGAUUAUCCGCGAUAUUAUGAGUUUCUUAAUGCUUUCGACCUUACAGUUGGAUUGCCUGAUGCGCGAGAUCCAAUUUUGGUUCAUAAGCAGACGCUUCAUGAAGCUGGAGCGUGUUUCCAAUUUACUUUGCCAAUGGGAACAGCUUCAAAAAAGAUUCCUACGCAUGAAAAUUAUUUGCUGUCAGAUAAUACGGAGACUAUCAAUUCUGAGCUCGUCUCAGACAACCAAACAGAAUCCAAUACUCAAACGAAUAGUAAAAUACAUGAUGAUAAAACACCAGGAAAUCGAUGGCAAAAAUAUAUCAUGCCUGUGGUCAGUACAGAUCCAUUAAUUCCAGCUAUGGUGGAACAAAACUCUGUUGAUAUCGUGAUCUCGUCGAGUGGAUUGUGCGCUCUUGUUGCUCUGCAUGCAUCAACUGAGAGAGAUUGCAACAUUCCCAUAUGCGUCAUUUCGCGUCGAAAUGCUUCUGGUGAAAUGAAAAAGACGGUGUAUAUCGACAAGCCAUUUGUGAAGAAAAAGAUGACGAACCGCGAACGUAAUCAAAUAUUUUAUGAUGCUGCUUUCAAGAGUGUGGCUAUGGAUACAAAGCAUACAUUUGAAAAGAAAAAAGAAUCGAAGUCUAGCUUUUUGACGGAGGACCAAGAAUUUAACGACAAUGAAAGCACACUCGUUAUUUUUAAUGAGGAAUUACAAGAACAAACGCCGUCUAAUCAAUCGACUAAGAGCACUUUCAGCGAGGCAGCUAACAACAACAAACCUUCUGAACGUGACGAGACCCUGAAAGAUGAUAACAUGCACGAUAUUGUCGACACUAGGAUAGACUCUGAGUCAAAGAACGGUCAAACUACAUUGGAGAAGGGACUACGGCACGUCAAUAUUACUUAUAACUUGUGGUGUUUUGGCGAGUUUAGCAUACUGAUUAGAUGCAAAAUGCAUGGAUUUGUAUUUGAUUCCAUCAACAAGCCUCGGAUUGUUGGGAUAAAGACAAAUCUUGAGUAUCAGCUUGAUUUAGGCAUGGAGGAAAUUGCUGCUGCUGAUAGAGCUCGAUACUGGAUCCACACUUACAUUCGCGGGGAUGCUGAUUUGAUGCUUGGACGAAUAGACGUGCUCAAUAGUGAAAUACAGGCAGUCGAAAGAAAAAAAAUGAUCAAUAUUAUACCAAAUGGAAAUUGGCCUCGACCACAUAGCAAAUUUCUAUAUACUAUGCUAAAAAAUUUUCAGAGUCUUCCCGAUGGAAACUAUUUGUUUUCUCAUGUAGCAGGCGAUUUACAUGCAAGUGUAUACAAAAGCAUAAUCAAAGACAACAAAGAAUUCCCAGAUACAACAGUUUCAACUAGCCAAUCGCGCAUUUAUGAUCUCCACGCGGCCUAUUCAGUUUUAGCGAUUCACGACAUUGAAACUGUACAUUUUGUUCCAUUGAAAUGGAACGGCCCCUCAGAUCAGAUACCAUUCACAUUUCCUGUCCGCCAGAAACCAUACUAUUGCUAUCAGUACGCUAAUUAUGGUUUUUGCACGCGGGAACAGUGCACGUUCCAACAUAUUCCGAAAAAUGAAAUAAAUGAUCCACAGAUUUUGAAGAGGGUAAACACACACAAGUUGUCUGACGACACAAGUGGAUUGCCUGGUAAAAUUCAGAAAACUGAAAAACCAACGAAAAAUCAGAAACGGAAGAAGGCAAAAUCGAAGAAAAAACAGAAGGAACAGUCAAAUGCAUCUAUACCUCAAGAUUUAAUGACUGCCGCUGCCGCCGCUACAGGACAUCAAGCUAACGAAUUUGUUCAUUUGGAUGAUCCAACUGUCAUCGAGAAUUCGUCACAGUCAGCCUUUGAAUAUGAUCGGCCACGGUCGAACCCUUUAAAUGCAUCUCUAAAUGUAUGGUCCACUUACCGUGCGUCACGAAAAAUUGGUGCAAGAGCAAGGAAUAAGCUUUGA